AUGAACUCCCUCUCGACGCGGGUCAAGAGCAGGCGGACCGAAGCCAGCCUCGGUGCCGAGAGGGACCACUUUGACAAACAGCAACUGAGCAGCAUCAGCAAAGCCAUCAACUCCACCGAAACCCCCGUGAAGGAGAAGCAUGCGCGCCGCAUCAUCCUGGGCACCCACCGGGAAAAGGGCGCCUACACCUUCUGGUCCUACGCCCUGGGCUUCCCCCUGGCCACCAGCUCCGUCCUCAGCUGGAAGUUCUGCCACGUGCUGCACAAAGUUUUGCGGGACGGCCACCGCAACGUCUUACAAGACUGCAUGAGACAUUUCAGUUCCAUAGUGGAAAUCGGACAGCUCUGGGGCCAUCUACAUGACCGAUACGGCCAGCUGGUUGCGCUCCAUUCCAAGUUGCUGUGCAUCAAAAUGAAGUUUCACAACAAGCACCCGGAAAUUCCCUGCAACUUGGAGACCACCGACGAGGUUCUGGAGCGCACGGCGGGCACAGACGUCAACAACGUCUUCCAGCUCACCGUGGAGGUUUUCGACUACAUGGACGCGGAGUUGAAGUUGGCGGAGACGGUGCUACGUCAGCUCAACUCGUCCAUGGCCAUCACCUCGCUGACGUCGGGCCAGUGUCGCCUGUCGCCGUUGGUGCAGGUGAUCCAGGACUGCAGUCAGCUCUACCACUUCAUGGUCAAGCUGCUCUUCAAGCUACAUGCGUCUCUCCCCGCCGACACUCUGCAAGGACACCGGGACCGCUUUAGGGACCAGUUCCAGAGCUUGAAGACGUUCUUCAACAGAGCCCGGGAGAUGUUGUACUUCAAGAGGUUGAUCCAGAUUCCGAGACUGCCCGACUCGCCGCCCAACUUCCUGCACGCAGCCUCCCUGGCCAAGCACGUCAAGCUGGUGGUGGUCAUCCCCGACGAGGAGGACGACGACGAUGACGACGAUCCCGAGCCGCUGGUGGAAGUUGCGCCGCAACCCGACAUGUUCGAUCAGGCCUUCGGACCGCCCGACGGAGCCUUCGACGACAGAGAUGUCCAAAUUGAGAACCUGAAGCGGGAGCUGGAGCUGUUGCGAGCUGAGCUGGAGAAGGUGAAAGCUGAGGCCCAGCGCUACAUCACGCAGCUCAAGUCGCAGAUCAACAGCCUGGAGGCGGAGCUGGAGGAGCAACGGGCGCAAAAGCAGCGCGCGCUGGCAGAGAACGAGCAGCUGCGCGUGGCGCUGGAGGGAGCGCGGCGCCGCAACGCCGAGCACGAAGGCCGGCAGGGCGCCUUCGUCGAGGCUGAACAGCGAGCCCAGGCCACGGAGCAGCGCUACACUAAGCUGAAGGAGAAGCACACGGAGCUGGUGGCCAGUCACGCCGAGCUACUUCGCAGGAGCGCGGACACGGUGAAGAUGCUGUCGGCCACCCAGCAGACUCAGGAGGAGGUGGAGAGGACCAAACUCCAGCUUUCCUUCGAGGUGGAUCGGAUCAGGCAGGAAGCGGAAAUGAAGUUGGAAGAGCAGAAAUUUGAGAUGGAGAGGCUGAGGAGAGAGCUGUCUGAGAAGAUGGCGGAAAUAACCCGCAUCAACGCCAACCUGCAGAACAGCGAACUGACUUCGGCUCAGGUGGCUGGGACGAUGAGCGCCCUGCAGGCAGAGAAGGAGCGUUUGAUGCGCUCGGUGAGCGAGAAGGAGGCGGAGCUUUCGUCCGUCCGCCAGAGCGCGCAGCUGCAGACCUCGGCCGUGCAACAGGCGCAGGACAAGAGCGCCAAGGAGCUGGCUCAGCUGCAGUCCAGGCUGCAGGAGAAGGCCAAACAGGAGGAGCUGCUGAAGCAGAAGCUCCUGGACGAGCAGUUCACUUUGCUGCAAGGCACGGUGAGCGAAGCCGAGAACAUCAUCCGAGACGCCGCCGCCAAGCUGGACGAUCCCCUGCACAUCCGAUGCACCAGCUCCCCAGAUUACCUGAUAAGUCGAGCAGAAGUGGCGCUGAGCUCCGUCGACAUGGUGAAAAAGGGUCAAGCAGACUACGUCAAAGACAUGAAUGACGCGGGAGGGCUGCUGCGGUCGCUGACUCACUUCUCGCACUCGACCGCCGACGCCAUCGUCAACGGCGCCGCCACGGCGCACAUGGCGCCCACCGACCACGCCGACCGACUAACAGAGAACUGCAGAAGCUGUGCCACUCAGUCUUUGCAGUACUUGCAGGAGCUCAAGUCCAAGGGCGGCCUCCAAAGGGCUGACCCCGCCUCCAUCCGUAUCAUCAUCCAUAAGAUCCUGCAACUGGGCCAGGAGCUGAGACCCAAAGGUGCCGACGUGCGGCAGGACGAGCUGGGGGAUCUGGUUGAUAAGGAGAUGGCCGCCACCUCCGCCGCCAUCGAGGAGGCCGUCCGCAGAAUCAACGAAGUGAUGAAUCAGGCACGAAAAGAUACAUCAGGAAUCAAGCUGGAGGUCAAUGAAAGAAUCCUCAACUGCUGCACGGACCUAAUGAAGGCCAUCCGCAUGCUGGUCCUGGCUUCCACAGAGCUACAGAAGGAGAUCGUGGAGGGCGGCAGGGGCGCAGCCUCCAUCAAGGAGUUCUACGCCAGGAACUCUCGCUGGACAGAGGGCCUCAUCUCGGCCGCCAAGGCCGUGGGCUGGGGGGCUACCGAGAUGGUGGAGUCUGCCGACAAGGUGGUGCUUCACACUGGCAAGUACGAAGAGUUAAUCGUCUGCUCCCACGAGAUUGCCGCCAGCACGGCGCAGCUGGUCGCGGCCUCCAAGGUCAAAGCCGACCGGCACAGCAAACGGCUGACGGUGCUGCAGCAGGCCUCCCGCCUGGUCAACGAAAUGGCCGCCAAAGUGGUGGCCUCCACUAAGACGGGACAGGACAACCUGGAGGAUAAGGAUCCCAUGGACUUCUCCGGCUUGUCACUCAUCAAGUUGAAAAAAGAAGAAAUGGAGUCCCAGGUGAAGGUGCUGGAGCUGGAGACUAUGCUGGAAAGUGAGCGUCUUCGCCUGGGUGAGCUUAGGAAGCAGCACUACUCCCUGGCUGGCGUGCCCUUGGAGCAGCUGGAGCAGCUGGAAAUGGUUGAUUACGGUGGCGGUAGCGAACCCACCUCGCUGGUCGCCACCCAGUCAGCCAAGUUUAACAAGCCGGCGCUCCUGAAGAAGCCCGCGCUUGCCCAGAAACCCAGCGUCCUGCUCAAGUCUCCCAGCUAG
Molecule: messenger RNA, 3171 nt
Organism: Nerophis lumbriciformis (worm pipefish)
Lineage: Eukaryota; Metazoa; Chordata; Actinopteri; Syngnathiformes; Syngnathidae
Source: RefSeq, a predicted model, not a curated record